Leptopilina boulardi is the source of this 666-nucleotide messenger RNA. RefSeq names its product probable 28S ribosomal protein S16, mitochondrial (gene mRpS16). NCBI's taxonomy places the organism in Eukaryota, Metazoa, Arthropoda, Insecta, Hymenoptera, Figitidae. Bases 168 to 584 code for a protein of 138 amino acids. Gene Ontology annotation, cellular component: mitochondrial small ribosomal subunit; ribosome. The transcript is spliced from 2 exons. Gene Ontology annotation, molecular function: structural constituent of ribosome. The record is from RefSeq and is a predicted model, not a curated record. Gene Ontology annotation, biological process: mitochondrial translation.
CUUAUUAUUACUUCGUGUUGCAGAAGCUCCUUUACAUUUGUAACUUUUGACGUACGUUACGUAAAAAACGUAACGUAUUUUACUUUGAAAACUAUCAAAUUUCUCAUUAUUAUUGUAUUAUUGUAAAAUUUAUAUUUCUUAAGGAUACAAAUAAUUUAUUUAUAAAAAUGGUUAGAACGCCGCUUCAUCCUGCAUCAGGAACGGGAGUUGUAUUAAAAAAAUGUGCAGCAUUAGCUAUUAGAUUCGUCAGAUAUGGAUGUACAAAUAGACCAUUUUAUAAUAUAGUGGUUAUGGAGAGGAGGCUAGAACAAAGACAACCACCAGUUGAACAAGUAGGAAGCUAUGACAAAAUACCAAACAAAUAUAACGAGAGGUUACUGGCACUCAAUUUUGAAAGAAUUAUGUACUGGAUAGGUCAAGGUGCUCAUGUUUCAAGGCCAGUUCUUGAGAUAUUUGGUCUUGCAGGAUUCUAUCCUAUACAUCCCAGAACUUACAUUCACUCAUCGAGAAAUCGAAAAGCAGCUGAAAAACGUCGUAUGGAAGCAUCAACUACAUCUGAAAAUGAAACAUCUGCUGCUUCUUAAUUUCAGCUUACGUCUUAUAGCAAAUUGUUAUCAAUGUAAAUAUAUAUCUAAAAUUUUAAUAAUAAUUAUCCUUUUUUCCAAA